AUGAAGUUCUCCGUCGUCUCCUCCGUCCUGGCCCUGACGCCCGCCGUCAUGGCCGACUGGAAAAUCGCCAAGAACCGGGAGAUCGAGUACUCGUCGGUCGAGGGCUUCUUCAUGCAGGACAACACUACCACCGACGCGGCUGCCUUUGACUACGCCGACUGGAACUUUGGCCUCUUGAACCGCACCUACACCAGCGAUCCCAAGCGCAAGACCAUCAAGCGGAAGGGCCAGAAGCCCACCAAGGCCGAUUGGCCCAAGGGUUACAAGACCCAGUGGGAGCGCUUCGAGAAGUAUGUCGACCAGCUUAACCGCAAGGCGCCCAAGGACACCCAGUACAAGGUGCUCAUCAUGGGUCGUCACGGUGAGGGCUGGCACAACGCUGCUGAGACCUACUACGGCACUCCUGCCUGGAACUGCUACUGGUCUGAGCAAACCGGCAAUGGCACCGCGCACUGGGAGGAUGCUGUCCUGACCAACGCCGGCCUGGCGGAGGCCUACAAGGCCAACGCCUACUUCCAGUCCCGCUUCGAGGAGCACGGCAUGCCCUACUUCGAGUCGUACUACACGUCGCCGCUGGCCCGCUGCGUCAUCACCGCGCGCGAGACCUUCGCCAACCUGGCCCUCCCGCGCUCGCACCGCUUCCUGCCCGUCGUCAAGGAGUCGUUCCGCGAGAGCAUCAGCAUCCACACGUGCGACCACCGCUCCAACAAGACGUACAUCGCCAGCCUGAGCCCCGGGCUCCGCUUCGAGAAGGGCUUCGCCGACCGCGACCAGCUGUGGACUGGCAUUGAGGGUGAGACCACCGAGCACCAGCUGGCCCGUAGCAAGGACGUCCUCGACGACGUCUUCACCAGCGACGACGCCACCUGGAUCAGCAUCACCAGCCACUCUGGUGAGAUCAGCAAGCUGUUGACGACGCUCAACCACCGCGCCUUCAAGCUGUCCACCGGCCAGAUCAUCCCCGUGCUCGUCAAGGCCAAGCAGGUCCACAUCGAGCCCACCUCGACCUACGCUUCGUGGACCACCGAGGCCACUUGCAAUGCGCCCCCGGUGACCAGCAUUUCUGGCCAGGGAUGUGUCUGCUCUACCGGCUUGGCUUCGACUUCGGCUACUGCCACGGCCGUCUAA
Ilyonectria robusta is the source of this 1128-nucleotide messenger RNA. RefSeq names its product histidine phosphatase superfamily. Bases 1 to 1128 code for a protein of 375 amino acids. Gene Ontology annotation, cellular component: cytoplasm. Gene Ontology annotation, molecular function: phosphatase activity. NCBI's taxonomy places the organism in Eukaryota, Fungi, Ascomycota, Sordariomycetes, Hypocreales, Nectriaceae. The transcript has 3 exons. The record is from RefSeq and is a predicted model, not a curated record.